AUGUUUGCAGCGCGCCGGCAAAACAAAUUCCCAGGCGCGGCGGCGGCACGGCAUCCCGACCUCAACUGCUGCCAGAUCCUCGCGCCGGCCGAGUGGUCGCAUUUUGAGCGCCACCAGCCCCUCGGCGAUCAGCCCGCCGCCCGACACACGCCGCCGCACGCCGACCGAGAGCACGAGGCGCAGUACGCGCAGCUCAAGUCGCGUUGGGCGGAGCGGAUGCUGGCCGCGCUACACAAGCACUACCCACAGACGGAGGGGCGCGUCGUCGCGGUCGAUAUCUCCACGCCCCUGACCAUCGAGAACUAUCUGCGCUCUGGCAAGGGCGCCGCGAUCGGGCUCGACGUGACGCCCGCGCGCUUCGUCGACGAGGACGAGGCAGCGCUGCCUGGGCGCGCUGUGGGCUGGCGCCAAUAA
Molecule: messenger RNA, 414 nt
Organism: Emiliania huxleyi CCMP1516
Lineage: Eukaryota; Haptophyta; Isochrysidales; Noelaerhabdaceae
Exons: 3
Coding region: 1-414 (137 amino acids)
Source: RefSeq, a predicted model, not a curated record